Molecule: messenger RNA, 1669 nt
Organism: Lytechinus variegatus (green sea urchin)
Lineage: Eukaryota; Metazoa; Echinodermata; Echinoidea; Temnopleuroida; Toxopneustidae
Product: CUB and zona pellucida-like domain-containing protein 1
Exons: 5
Coding region: 265-1173 (302 amino acids)
Source: RefSeq, a predicted model, not a curated record
GAAGUUAUAUUACAGCUUAUUCACAUCGGUUUUAUAAUCGGCAUAUACGAAGUAAAAAGAGAAGUAAAACAUUAAUUUCACGACCUUUUGUAUGUAUGAAUUUGGGACUUAAAGACUUGAAUAGGUUCUAAAUUACUCUUCAUCUUUAUGGCUUAAAUUCUAUAUGCUACAAGAGCUUAUUAUAUGGGAACGACUCGUGUACUCGGAGGACAAUGAAUGGAUGUGAAGUGUUUUAUUUCUCAUUUUCUUUGAGGAUAUUUUAACAUGAUUUUCAUUUUGUUCCUAAUUGGCUUGUUUGGAGGCUAUGUAACUUGUAAACAGGAUGGUGUCCAUCUGACUUGCAAUGGCGACUCGAUGGUAGUUAGACUCGACGCCAGCCGUCUACUCGAAGAUACCGCAUCACCAUUCUCCGUUCACUUCAUUGAUCCUUCGUGCAAUGAAGAAGGUAAUGGCGCCAAUACCGUUACCAUAGCAACACCUUACAACAAUUGCGGAACAUUUAAGCAGGUUCAAGAUGCAAGCAUUGUAUACUCAAACCGAAUUUACUUCCAAUCAACUAACGGAGAAAACCUCGAUAUUCUCGUAGAAUGCGAGAUUGUUCGACGAGAUUUCACGGUCGGUGUCAUGUCCUCGUCAUCGAUCAACGAUCUAUCGACAUCGAACGACAACGUCAACGACACCAUCAGCGAACCGCAGGUUGGAUAUGGAGCAUUUUACGUCACGAUGGAACGAUAUACCGAUGCGAAUUUUAAAGACAAAUAUUCAAAUUCAGACCUCGGUCUAGGCCUGGACCAAGACCUAUUCUUUGAAGUAGAACUCAGGGAUGUCGGAGAUUUGAGGCUUAAUCUAGAAUCCUGUUGGGCCACAGUCGAAUCAGCGUCGGAUUCUAAACCUCAGUAUGAAUUUAUUUCCAAUGGCUGUAAAGUGGAUGAGACUGUGGUGUUUUAUAACGAGCCUACCUCCCCUGCCAUUCAACGAUACUCAUUCCGUUCUUUUGCUUUCAGAGGCUACAAUCCAGAGGUGUACAUACAUUGCAAAGUUUUCGUUUGUGACGUAGAGAGCUCAGAGUGUAUCCCAUCAUGCAACAAUUCGAGACGGAGAAGAAAUGCAAAUAAGAAGAGCAUCAUUGCAAGAGAUCUCAGAACUUAUCAACAUUGGUCAAAUCGUCAUUAACCAAUAUCUAUACGAAUUGAUUUGGAAUAAAUUAAUGUAAUGAAUACCAUUCCCGAAAAAUAUAUUUUAUCAGUUACUCUCUAUAAACGCAAAUGAUUUAAUCUGGUCCACUAAUCACGCUCUUUUCAGAGUGAGAAGAACUCUUUGCAUCUUUCUAGAGUGGAUUUUACCACUUUUUUGUAAGGUUCAUAAUAGUUCAUCAGGUAGUAUUUAUUGUCGAAAUAAAUAUAGAAAUGAAAUUUGCAUGUUUACUUGGUGUUGAAGAUAGAAAACAUGAUAUGGAAAAUGAACGUAUUUACAAAGAGUCAAACACUGACAUAAUACACACGAAUAUAUACGUGCAUAGGAUUUUAGAACGUUUUGUGUAUUUUAAUUGACAUUGAAAUUAAGAAUGAGAUUGGAAUUGGAUCCGUAACUAAUAUUGUGCAUUGAAAUGGAGUAUACGGGGCCUUUAAAGUGCCAUCGACUUGACGACUUGGCGAGAUACUUUAUCUUG